AGGAGUCUUGCUGGCGUUCUGCUGGCCCUCGCGGGACGUCGAUCCGCGGAUGCUUUCGCCGUGGGAGGGGCUUCGCGCCAUGCCAUCGGCCGCCGCAGUGCUCUUUCGGGCGCUCCCGUGGCUUCGAUUGUCUCGACUGCCCGGCCGGAGAUGAAUCGAGUUCGCGCUGCCUCGCCGUCACGAGGGUCCGCAAGGAUGCUGGCUGGCCAAGAGUUUGCCACUUGCUCCGAAGCCGACUUCCGCGCGUACAUAAUCGGGUGGACGUUCGUGUGGAGCGGCAUCAUCCCGUAUACCUUCAUUGCCUCCAAGAACGUUCUCGGCGCGGUAGUUGGCUUCAAGGCGCGGUCCACGGUGAAGGAGGGCGAAGACGCCACCAUCUCUAACCAGAGCCUGCUGCUCUACAAGGACCCCAUCAAGCUGCUGGACAUCGUCAACAUCGUUGGCCGCUUCCAGACGUUUGACGACGUGCAGGACAAGAAAGGCGGUGUGAUGAGCGACUACCUGUUCCGGAACACCUUCAAGGAGAACCUCCGGCGAUCAAAGUUCAAAGGGUGGCCAGCGGGCCCUGACGGCCAGCCGGCCCUGAAGGACGCCUUUGGGGGCGACGUGAAGGCGGUAACGAGGACCAUGGCCAAGAGGGAGCUCUCGGACACUGCGAUGGACGCCGUGUUCGACAGCUUCGUCGGCAGCCCACUCUCGCUGGUCGCAGAUAGGUUCAAAGUGGACAACCAGCUCGACAACUGGCGCAAGGAUAACACGUUCGACAUCAAGGGAUUCGAACAGGGUCUCCUAGUGGGGCGAUUGCUGUUUCUUUUUACCAUCGUGAGCCUGGUUGGUCUCUUGCUCGCGGGCUACGGCGUCUUCUUCGUACAGCCGAUCAUCAUCCGGUAUGGAAACCCGCUGGCGUUCCUGGGUUUCUAG
Messenger RNA from Ectocarpus siliculosus, 921 nucleotides. NCBI's taxonomy places the organism in Eukaryota, Phaeophyceae, Ectocarpales, Ectocarpaceae. The record is from the annotation of a GenBank genome assembly.